Molecule: messenger RNA, 1192 nt
Organism: Wyeomyia smithii (pitcher-plant mosquito)
Lineage: Eukaryota; Metazoa; Arthropoda; Insecta; Diptera; Culicidae
Product: cytochrome c oxidase subunit 1-like
Biological process (GO): electron transport coupled proton transport; mitochondrial electron transport, cytochrome c to oxygen
Cellular component (GO): membrane
Molecular function (GO): heme binding; cytochrome-c oxidase activity
Source: RefSeq, a predicted model, not a curated record
AUGGUAGAAAGUGGUGCCGGGACUGGAUGAACUGUUUAUCCUCCUUUAUCUUCUAAUUUAGCUCAUACUGGAGCUUCUGUUGAUCUAUCAAUUUUUUCUUUACAUCUAGCAGGUAUUUCUUCAAUUUUAGGAGCAGUAAAUUUUAUUACUACUGUUAUUAAUAUACGAUCUACAGGAAUUACUUUAGAUCGAAUACCUUUAUUUGUAUGAUCCGUAGUAAUUACAGCUAUUUUACUACUUCUUUCUUUACCUGUUCUAGCAGGAGCAAUUACUAUAUUAUUAACUGAUCGAAAUCUUAAUACUUCUUUUUUUGACCCUAUUGGAGGAGGAGAUCCUAUUUUAUACCAACAUUUAUUUUGAUUUUUUGGACAUCCAGAAGUUUAUAUUUUAAUUCUCCCUGGAUUUGGAAUAAUUUCUCAUAUUAUUACUCAAGAAAGAGGAAAAAAGGAAACUUUUGGUACAUUAGGAAUAAUUUAUGCAAUAUUAGCUAUUGGAUUAUUAGGAUUUAUUGUUUGAGCACACCAUAUAUUUACUGUAGGAAUAGAUGUUGAUACUCGAGCUUAUUUUACAUCUGCUACUAUAAUUAUUGCAGUACCUACAGGAAUUAAAAUUUUUAGUUGGCUAGCUACUUUACAUGGAACACAAUUAAAUUAUAGACCUGCUUUACUUUGAGCUUUAGGAUUCGUAUUUUUAUUUACCGUAGGAGGAUUAACAGGAGUAAUUUUAGCUAAUUCUUCAAUUGAUAUUAUUUUACAUGACACUUAUUAUGUAGUAGCUCAUUUUCAUUAUGUUUUAUCCAUAGGAGCAGUAUUUGCUAUUAUAAGAGGUUUUAUUCAUUGAUAUCCCUUAUUAACUGGAUUAACCAUAAAUCCUUCAUGAUUAAAAAUUCAAUUUUCUAUAAUAUUUAUUGGAGUAAAUUACUUUUUUCCCCAACAUUUUUUAGGCCUUGCAGGAAUACCUCGACGAUAUUCUGAUUUUCCAGAUAGUUAUCUUUCAUGAAAUAUUAUUUCUUCAUUAGGAAGAACUAUUUCUUUAUUUGCAAUUUUAUUUUUCCUUUUUAUUAUCUGAGAAAGAAUAAUUUCCCAACGAACUCCAUCUUUCCCUAUACAAUUAUCUUCAUCUAUUGAAUGAUAUCACACAAUACCCCCAAUAGAACAUUCUUAUUCAGAACUUCCUUUACUUUCUUCUAAUU